Molecule: messenger RNA, 2789 nt
Organism: Morone saxatilis (striped sea-bass)
Lineage: Eukaryota; Metazoa; Chordata; Actinopteri; Moronidae
Gene: rgs9b
Product: regulator of G protein signaling 9b
Exons: 17
Coding region: 16-1491 (491 amino acids)
Biological process (GO): regulation of G protein-coupled receptor signaling pathway; G protein-coupled receptor signaling pathway; intracellular signal transduction
Source: RefSeq, a predicted model, not a curated record
AAAGCAUCAGACACCAUGACCAUUAGAAACGCUAUCCGGGAUCAUGGACAGAGGUAUCGACCGCGGAUGGCUUGUUUCAAGAAGGCGGAGAAGGUGGUGCUGGAGAUGCAGGACCCCAAAACAGGAGUUAAGUCACAGCUUCAGAGACUGGUUAUCACAACAAUACCACACGCUAUUACUGGUGAAGAUAUAAUUGCGUGGUUAGCUGACAGAUUCCAAAUAGACACACAAGAGGCGAGGAGUUUUGGGUCUAUGCUGGUGGCAUUAGGAUACAUCUACCCUCUUCAAGACCACAAACGCUUAGUGAUAAAACCAGAUGCAUCCCUCUAUCGCUUCCAGACACCGUAUUUCUGGCCCACACAGCAGUGGCCCGUUGAGGAUACAGAUUACGCAAUCUAUCUGGCGAAAAGAAACAUACGUAAGAAAGGAAUACUGGAGCUGCAUGAGCAGGAGCAAUAUAACCGCCUUCACAAGUGGAUGAAUCAUAAAUGGGAUUUCAUUGUGAUGCAAGCUAAAGAGCAGUACAGGGCUGCAAAGGAGAGGAAGAAACCGGACCGUGUGGUGUUUGAGUGCCAGGAGAGAGCGUACUGGGUGGUUCACAGACCACCGCCGGGGACAGUGAGCGCCAUGGACUAUGGACUGGAUCGACGAAUAGAUCCUAACACAGACGAGACAAAAACACCCGACUUCUACGAGAGAAUUAUGAUCUUCACCCAGCAGUCCAUCAUGAGGCCCAGAGUGAAGUCAUCUGUGUCCAUUGGCGCAUUGGUGAAGUACUGUGCCACCUAUAACAACCACGACCCUUUCCUCCUGAAGUGUCUUCCCAGCAACCCCUGGCUCACUGAUGAUGCCACGUACUGGACCUUGAACAUGCCGAACGUGGAAAUACCGACCAAAAUGCGUGUGGAGAGGUGGACGUUCAGCUUUGGAGAGCUGCUCUCAGACCCUCGAGGACGAAAUGAUUUCAGACUCUUCUUGAAGAAGGAAUUCAGCGGUGAGAACUUGGCAUUCUGGGAAAGCUGCGAAGAUCUGAAGUGGGGCACUGCUGCGACGAUGAGAGAGAAAGCAGAGCAGAUCUACAAGACAUUCCUGGCGCGUGGUGCACCCCGGUGGAUUAACAUCGAUGGAAAGACGAUGGAAGUCACGGUGAAGGGGCUGAAACACCCGCACAGAUACGUCCUGGACGCAGCCCAAACUCACAUCUACAUGCUCAUGAAGAAGGACUCAUACGGGCGGUACAUGAAAUCUCCAGUGUUUAAGGAGACGACGAAGAAGGCCAUCUGUCCUGAAGAGCACAAGUUCUCUGACACCCAGUUGGAGCAGAAUGCAAGGAACAGACGGCCCAGUCUCAGCCCCAUCAUCCUCCGGCAGAUGGAGGAGGAGCAGAAGGCCAAGAUGGCCGCCAAUGUUGACAUCACACAGGUCAUGACCAAACUCAGCCAGCAGGGCAAGGAGGCACCUCCUCCUCCUCCUCGUCCUAAAAAGAACUGAACACAAACAAGUGAUGUUCAGUGAUGUCGAUAAGUUUUACCUACUAAUUAGUCAAGAUUAGUGUUUUCUCAUUUUAUUCUAUUAGAUUAUUUAGUGGAAUAAUUUAAAUAAAGCUGUAGUUUAUUUCCUAAAGACAAUGUUUACAUUUUAAUGCCAUUUUAUUUGAAUUUUUUUUUAUAAUAAAAAUGGAUCAGAUGGCUAUACUUAAUAUGAAAGGGGUUGCUAGUGAUGAACCCACAGAUAACUGCUGUUUCCCUAAACUAAAGGGAGCUUUAUAGCAUCUUUCAGCUUAUUGUUUGUUUACAGCCUGCAACCUUACUGUUGUAGUACUGUUAUACUGGUUUACUCUCAUCGCUCUUACAGCGUUGCAGGCAGCUUUUUUUUUUCAGCCAAAAAACUCUAAAAACCCUCGUACACUACCCGCUCAACAACAAACGGCAGACAGAAAUAAUUAGCGACUAGCUGGUGAACAAAGUGGAGCAUUUAGUAGCUGAAGAGACUCCCUCAGGAGCUGGUAGACACCAAAAAUAGAGCUAAAAGGAGAGUGCGUAUUGUACUUAUAAUCACCAGGUAAUGAAAGCAAGUGUUGUUUUGAGUCUGCUGGAUGAGGUUUGACGGAUGAUGUUUUAAACUGCCUCAAACAAUCACAAACAUCUAUUUCCAGUGUAACAUGCAGCGGAAACUCCUAGUUAGUGUCUGUUUCAGCCUCGAAAUGCCACAAACCAAAUCCAACCCUGCAAACCGCUGUCACAUGAUGCAGAACAGAAAAAUUUAAAGUUUUUGGGGAAUGGGAACGUGCAAUACUUAAAAUACAGUCAUAAUUUAGUUGCGUAUUAAAAGCCAGUGUUAAAUAUGAACAUGAGGUAGUAGAAGUAUAUUAUUUUAUUAUUAUAUUAUUAGGGUCAGUUCACCCAACUUACAAAACACAUUGCAUAAACAUUUUCCCACUACUUACCUCUUAUGGUAUCUUGCCCUGCACACGUUUUGGUUUUACAUACAUGAAAUAUUUAAAUGAAAUUCUAAUAAAAGCAAUACGAGGGGUCCGGUUUUUGUGAUUUGGACGAACUGAGCCUUUAAUUAGACAGACCUCAGUCUAUACAGGAGGAGGAUAUCAUGCCAGCUGUUAUCAUCUGUUACAUUUCUGUCCAUACAAGCUGUCGUCUGUAAUGUUGUUUCUCAUAAUACAUGUGUUGUGUUGUCCAUCUUCACUCAUAGACUGUAUGUUUAUUAGUAUUUUGCUGUAUGUUUUCUUUGUCAUCAGUCAUGAGCUAAUAAAACACGCACACACAAACCGCCUC